Molecule: messenger RNA, 2205 nt
Organism: Sander lucioperca (pikeperch)
Lineage: Eukaryota; Metazoa; Chordata; Actinopteri; Perciformes; Percidae
Product: hemicentin-1-like
Exons: 8
Coding region: 58-1479 (473 amino acids)
Source: RefSeq, a predicted model, not a curated record
AAGUGUGUUGGCUCUCAGAACCCAGGCUCCAUCACAUGGCUGAAGAACAAACAGCCAAUGGCAGCAUCUGAACGAGUGCUUUUCUCCCCUGACAACACCGCAGUCACCUUCAGUCCUCUCCUGCAGGCAAAUGAAGGUUUAUACCAAUGUGUGGUGGCAGAGGGGGGGGAGCCCAUCCAGUCUGUUGACUACAAGAUGCAAGUUGACUACGGGCCGUCUUCAGUGGUGAUCAGUGGGCUCAAUGUAAUGACUGUAGGAAUAGCGUAUGAUUUCCAGUGCUCAGCCAGCUGUCACCCGACAUGCCAGUUCACCUGGACCAGGGGUAAUGUGACCUAUCAGGGCUCCAAUCUCAGCUUGCAUUUUAAGGAACUACUGCCAACACAAAACCUGACCUGCACUGCACUCAAUCCAGCUACAGGAAUAUCAGUCACUGCACAAAAGACGCUGCUAGUGAUAUCUGGACCAUCAAAUGUACAGAUCAGCGGUCCAGCCUUUCUGAUUGCAGGAGUUGCUUCCAACUUUACCUGCUCAGCUGACUGCUACCCGUCCUGCAGCUACUCCUGGACCGCUGGCUGGGAAUGGGAGACGUUCAGUACUGCACAGGUCAACACCAUUUCUGUCACUCCACCUGCUAGUUUUUUUGGCACUGAAACUCUGAUCUGUAAGGCCCAGGACACCGCCUCAAAUCUCUACAUCUAUAGGGCUCGGCAGCUGCAGGUGGCAAGUUUAUUCAACAUUAACAUCGCUGGUGACAGUGCCGUGGCAAUUGGAAAAACGUACACAUACACAUGCUACGUCACAUGUACUCCGUCCUGUGUGUUCACUUGGACGUUCAUGGGGAAGACUUACGAGGGCGAUCAGCUGCAGAUCACUGUUAGUGAUUACCCUAAAACUGGGCCUCUGACCUGUGAGGCAACCAACAAUGUGUCUCACACCACUAUCAGCGCCACCAAGAACCUCACUGUCAUUGACCCAUUCUCAGUGCGUCCCAGCUCCCAGGCCCUGCCGGCUGCCGGCAAGCCUUUCUCUCUGCAGUGUGUUGGCCCCCAGGUUCCAGCCUCCAUCACAUGGCUCAAGGACAGACGGCAAAUGCCAGCCUCUGACAUAGUGCAUUUCUUCCCUGACAACGCCACAAUCACCUUCAGCUCUCUCUUGCGACAGGAUGAAGGGGUAUACAAAUGUUUGGUAGUGGAGACUGGGAACCUCACUACCAACCCAUUGGUAGCAGGUGAGGAUGGAACCCCCAUCCUGUCUUUUGGCUACCUGAUGCAAGUAAUAUAUGGGCCAGAUGAGGUGCUGAUUGUGAAACCCGACAAAGAGCCGGUGGGUGAGAUGAUGUUCACUCAGCCUGGAUCCACAACAGAGCUGCAGUGUUUAACUGACUGCUUCCCCGCCUGCUCCAUCAACUGGUUUUACCGAGGCUCGCUCCUGGCUACAAAUGCCUCCAUACGAGGACGCCCUCACCUGUACAGCAUUUAACCCGGCGACAAAGAAAAACAGAACAGCUGAGACCAUAGUGGUGGUGCCUGAUGGGCCUAGGAAUGUGAUAAUUAAAGGACCAGAUACUCUUGAAAUCGGGGUCACAGGGAGCUUUACGUGCUCCGCCGAGUGCACCCUUUCCUGCAGCUUUAAGUGGACCUUGUACGGGAAGACUGUGACCGGUAGUGGGGUUGAUAUCACCGUCAACCGCCAAGUUUCCGAAGAGUCCAUCAGCUGCCAGGCUGAGAACACAUUCACCAGGAAGACGGCGGCUGUCAACCAGACGCUCAGUGUCUCAGAUCCUAACUGGUGUGGAUGUUAAGACACUGGAAGAACAUUCUUCAACUACAUUCUCCCAAAUUGCAAAUGCUCCGAGCACAGUUCUAGUUUGGUAAUCUUUAAAUUACAGUUAUAGUUUGGUAAUCUUUUUACUAAUGACACUAAGGCUGUAUUUGCUCAAGCAUCAUUUACUGUGACUGUGAUGGACUGGCGCCCUGAAUAGGGUGUUUCCCUGACUUCCAUGCUGGGACAGGUUCCAACCUCUUUGUGACCCUGAACAAGAUUAAGACGGAUAUAGAGAAAGGAUAUAUGGAUUGUGUGCGCGAGUGAUACGUUUUUCAGGUUUUAAUUACACGAGGCUAAUCUCGUUUUCUUUCAUGAUGUUAUUUCCAUUUGUCUUGCCAAACACUAUGCACUAUUAUGCUUAAUAAACAAGGAACUACUUUA